AUGGACUCAACCACUCAACCCAUUCUGGAGGGCUUUCUGGCUCUCCGCGACAACUCAAGCCGGCGAGCAGCGUUCAAUGGGAUCCUUGAUAACUUAACUUCUCAUGAGAUACGAGAAGUAAAAAGUCGAUUAGAGACGAUGACAUUCCAAUGUGAUUUGCUAGACAAAUUGCCUCUUGAACUGGUGACUGUGUUAGUAAAGUACUUGGACCUAGCCGAACUUGUUCUACUCCGAAGAGUCUCCAAACGAUGGCGCGCAAUGCUCUCUUCAACCAUCGUCAUCACUGCUGCAAUCAGAUGCCAUAUGGGAAAAAGCGUCAUCCAGCCUGAUUUUAUCUUAGCGGAUUUUGAUGCACUGAUUAAAAAACGACUUCGAGCGGAAAGGGGAAUGCCUGCUAUUGUGGCUACAAUUCCUUAUGACUUGCCUCCUGAAAUAGAUGACGAGCUGAACAGAGACGGCAUAAGCUAUUGCAAUGGAGUAUGCGCGUGGAUUGAACAAUCCACAGAUCGAACUACUAUUUUCAUGGUGGACCUGCCAAGCGGCAAAACCAGAACCCUCACAACAGUGAAUCGAGAGGGAUUUACUCAUGUCCAGGUAUCAGACACCUUGGUUUCAGCAACUUCUACUCGGGGGUAUUGCCAUGUUUGGAACAUACCCAAAGAAGAGCAUAAGUCUUUUCGCAUUCCUUCGCUGCAAUUUGCUCAUUACAUAUCCAUCGGAUCAAAAGUCAUGCUGAGCUACGCGGAUUCCGUCCUCCACUUCUGUUUUGACUCGGGAGUCGCCCGUGUCAUCAAAAUCAGACCAUUCAUCCUUCUACUAUCACCACAUGCAAAGGAGGAUGGAUUCUUCGUCGUUUGCAUCCGCAGAAAGAAUGGCAAUGAUUCUCAACUACGGGAAGAUGGUAGCUUGCUUUGGAAGUAUCAUCAUUUUCAGAUACAGAAAUUCUCUGUCCACGAGAACAAAUUUAUCUGCACCUGGGAGCAAUAUCGAGAGCUACCUUUCAGAGAUGAAAAAUUAUGGGGGUUUCAAUGCGAACCAGGAGACACCACACUACCGUGCAGAGCGUCUCUGCGCUGCGGUCAAAGCUCUGCUUUGCUGGGAUAUUACACGACUGAAUCCGAUAGGACUCGUAAUCAGACAGAUGAUCUUCCUCUGCAAGAUGGGGUUGAAUAUGGUUCACUUUCUCUUUCAUUCGAGGCAAAUGAUCGGAUUACUGUACAUUUUCGGCCCGCAGGGUUGAACUUUGAGAGUCCUCACGCCAAUCUAGACUACUCAGCCCAGGGCCGUGGCUUGAUUUACUGUUUUGAGGAGCAUAACUUGUCGAAAAAAACCAUAUUGCAUAUUGGCUGUGAAUUCUCAGAGCUCUCGCAUGUCCGCAAUACUAAAGCGUGUCGAUUUGCAUCCUCACAUGCAUUACUUUUUCCAGAUGAGCGGUCAUGCACCUCGGUUUUGGGUGAUGGGGACUUUGUUAUAUUUCCUACGAAUGGGGAAGUCUGGAUCUGGUGCUUUGAUGACACAUGGCUCCCCUCUGGUAUUCCUCAUAUGAGAAUUACAACUUGGUGA
Molecule: messenger RNA, 1563 nt
Organism: Penicillium digitatum Pd1
Lineage: Eukaryota; Fungi; Ascomycota; Eurotiomycetes; Eurotiales; Aspergillaceae
Product: F-box domain protein
Molecular function (GO): protein binding
Source: RefSeq, a predicted model, not a curated record